Molecule: messenger RNA, 973 nt
Organism: Nothoprocta perdicaria
Lineage: Eukaryota; Metazoa; Chordata; Aves; Tinamiformes; Tinamidae
Gene: HOGA1
Product: 4-hydroxy-2-oxoglutarate aldolase 1
Exons: 7
Coding region: 1-972 (323 amino acids)
Biological process (GO): N-acetylneuraminate catabolic process
Molecular function (GO): 4-hydroxy-tetrahydrodipicolinate synthase activity; N-acetylneuraminate lyase activity
Source: RefSeq, a predicted model, not a curated record
AUGGCGCUCGCCGCAGGGCUCYCCUCACCGCUCCGGCUGCUGCUGCGCCGGGGGCUCGGCACCGCGCUGGCCCCGCGCCCUGCGCUCGACCUGGCCGGCAUCUACCCGCCCCUCGUCACCCCCUUGUCGCCCGCGCAGGACGUGGACUAUGCGCAGCUGGAGGGCAACGUGCGCCGCUACGCGGGGCUGCCCUUCCGAGGCGUCGUGGUGCAGGGCUCCAGCGGCGAGUACCCCUUGCUGGCGCCGCACGAGCGCCUGGAGGUGCUGAGGCGCGUGCGCUGCGUGCUGCCCGCCGGCCGCCUGCUGCUGGCCGGCUCGGGCUGCGAAUCCACGCGCGCCACCGUGGAGAUGACGGCCAGCGUGGCAGAGGCGGGCGCCGACGCAGCGCUCGUGGUGACCCCCUGCUACUACCGGGGUGCCAUGAGCAGCGCCGCGCUGGUGCGGCACUACACGGAGGUGGCCGACGCGUCGCCCGUGCCCGUGGUGCUCUACAGCGUCCCCGCCAACACCGGCCUGGAGCUGCCGCUGGAGGCCGUGCUCACCCUGGCGCAGCACCCCAACAUCGUGGGGAUCAAGGACAGCGGUGGGGACAUCACCCGCCUGGCGCUCAUCGUCCACAAGACGCGGCAGGAAGGUUUCCAGGUGCUGGCGGGAUCGGCCGGCUUCCUACUGGCCAGUUACGCCAUGGGUGCCGUYGGGGGGAUCUGCGCCCUGGCCAACGUGCUGGGCGCCCCGUUGUGCCAGCUGGAGCGGCUGUGCCGGGAAGGGCGCUGGCAGGAGGCCCGCGACCUGCAGCACCGGCUCGUGGAGCCCAACACGGCGGUGACCCGGCGCUUCGGGAUCGCGGGGCUCAAGAAGGCCAUGGAGUGGUUCGGCUACCACGGGGGCCCGUGCCGCGCGCCCCUGGCGCCGCUGAGCGCCAGCCAGGAGCAGGAGCUGAGGGAGGCCUUCAGCGCCAACGGCUGGCUCUGAG